Molecule: messenger RNA, 1156 nt
Organism: Fragaria vesca subsp. vesca
Lineage: Eukaryota; Viridiplantae; Streptophyta; Magnoliopsida; Rosales; Rosaceae
Product: GATA transcription factor 11-like
Exons: 3
Coding region: 85-1014 (309 amino acids)
Biological process (GO): regulation of DNA-templated transcription
Molecular function (GO): sequence-specific DNA binding; zinc ion binding
Source: RefSeq, a predicted model, not a curated record
CACAGAGAGAGCCAUCUCCUCCUCCUCCUCCUCCUCUUCUCUCUCCGCACCACCACCACCUCUCUCUCACUUCUGACCAAGACAAUGACGGCCGUCUCCGCUGACGUAACCAAGCUCCCAAAGCGUGAGAGUACUACUAUGGAUGCUUUGCCUUUGGAUGAUAACAUUAACCAACUGUUGGAGCACUUUUACGAUGACGAUACCAUUAAGGCUCUUGAUUUCCCCAUGGAGGACAUUGAUGCCACCGACGAGGAUUGGAAGACUCAACUCCAGGGACUUGAGCCGUACUAUGAAUCGAGUUUCCAGUACCUUUCCACUUCGUAUGAAGGUACUUCGGGUGUAACUGCUAUAACCACCAGCGGCAGAAGCAGUCUCCAAAGCAACGAUUUCUUUGAUCAAAAGCACAUGCACCUGAUCCCAACCCAUAGUCCGGUGUCUGUCCUUAAAAGCCAGAGUGAAAGCCAAAGUUCUGGCUCGGCUCAACACCUGAGACCCUUGGAGCCUAAUUUCAUGAACAUCAGAGCCCCCGAACCCAGUUUCGUCAACCCGGUGAAGAAGAAGCGUACACAAUGCAGGCGUGCACGCCCUGCUAAUUUCAGUCACCGGUUCACCUUCCCAUGUGUGUCGUCCAAUUCCAGUGUCUCCGACAAUUUUUAUCGUUUUGAAACCUUUCUGACUGAGGAGAUGUUGAAUCCUGACAAGAGAAGACAGAAGAAAAAGAAUCCCUCCUUUCAGGAAACGGGUGAGAUUAGUGAAACCAAAAGAUGCGUGGAACCAGGCGAGAAUCGAGAGACUAAAAGAUGUACGCACUGUGCGGUUACGAAGACCCCACAGUGGAGGGAAGGGCCACUGGGGCCUAAGACCCUCUGCAAUGCAUGUGGAGUUCGUUACAGGUCUGGCCGCCUCUUUCCCGAGUACCGCCCUGCAGCAAGCCCUACGUUCGUUCCAGCAGUGCAUUCAAACUCCCACAAGAAGGUUAUAGAGUUGAGAAACAAGGGUUGCCAAGCGAGCUAGUGUGAAUAUUUUUGAUCAUCAGCCCAGUAGGAUCUUGUAGGGUUAGUUUUUUUUUUUGUUUCUUGUUUGAAAAUUAGAAGUCUUCUUAGCUUAGACACCUUGGAGACCUCUCUUGUCUCUGUUCUUUUAAUUCCAUUCUAUU